AUGAGCGAAAACGCCAAGAAAAAGCCUCAGAGAAAACAAGCGCACCAAAACACAUUUGCGUUCCGGCACAACCCAAACUCGUCUCUGACAAAGGCAAUCUCCGCCAUACCGAUUUCCAACCUCUGCAGACGGUGCAACGACAAGAUAGAGUGGAGAAAACAGUACAGAAAGUACAAGAUGCAGACGCACUUGGCGCGGUGCACCAUGUGCCAGCUGAAAAACAUCACGCUGGCGUACAAUAUCAUAUGCGAGCCGUGUGGGACAGCAAAGAACAUGUGUAGAAUAUGCAGAGUGGUUCUGUGCUUUGAAACAUGCGCGCCGCUAGAAGAAGUUCUCAAAAUGAAACAGGAGAAAGAGAGCGGAGAAAACACGCCGGUAGAUGUGAAAAUGGAUAAAGAGUAG
Molecule: messenger RNA, 402 nt
Organism: Nematocida minor
Lineage: Eukaryota; Fungi; Microsporidia
Exons: 1
Coding region: 1-402 (133 amino acids)
Source: RefSeq, a predicted model, not a curated record